Molecule: messenger RNA, 612 nt
Organism: Diaporthe amygdali
Lineage: Eukaryota; Fungi; Ascomycota; Sordariomycetes; Diaporthales; Diaporthaceae
Exons: 1
Coding region: 1-612 (203 amino acids)
Molecular function (GO): protein binding
Source: RefSeq, a predicted model, not a curated record
AUGUCCACCGACCAGGACACCUUCACCUUCCUGCCCCUGCACAUGGACCCGCAGUCCAAGGCGAUAAGCGCGGCGCACCCGUCCACCUCAUCCCGCGCGCUGGCCCAGGAGCUCGAGACGCUGAACGCGCUGCACCGCUCGCUGCUGUCGCUGGACCACCCAGCAGUGGUCCCACCCCCGCCGGUGCCGGUGCACCCGAAGCGGUCCAACAACAUCACGAAGCUGAAGGAGAGCGGCAACAAGGCGUUCAAGGAGGGCAAAUACGCCGAGGCGAUCAAGUUCUACACGCUCGGGGUGCAGAUGGCGCUGACGCGGCCGGCGUGGGAGCCCGCGGGCCUCAUCCGCGACGAGAGCGCCAUGCUCCUCGCCAACCGCGCCCAGGCGCACAUGGAGCUGCGGGACUGGGUCGAGGGGAGCGCCGAUGCCGAGGCUAGCGUCGAGGCCAAGAAGGUCGGGAACCCCAAGGCGUGGUACCGCCGCGGCAGGUGCCUGUUCGAGAUGGGCCGGUACGAGGAGGCGCGCGACUGGGUCGGCAAGGGGCUGGAGAUGGAGGGCGAGGACGCGGAGCUGGCUAAACUGCUGAAGGAGAUCGAGGCCAAGCUGCCCAAGUAA